GAUGACCAACCAAUCACCGUUGAUGAGGGGAGUGGAACCUUUAUCAUGAUAGAGUCUGCAGAGGCUGCAGGUCCUGGGGUCAAGCUUGAGAGGUCUGAAGGAGAGGGAGACCCAGGGCAAAGCAGAGACAUCCAGCUUGGAGCAGCUGGAACGCCCCCUGUAGCCACAGAAAACCCCACCACCGCCCCAGCGCCCCCCAGGACCCGAUGCAGCAUCAUGGAGGUCAGUGGCCCGCCGAACGCCGCCCUCAAGUCAGAGACAGAUACAGAAACAGAGACUUUAACGGGGCUAUUGCGACUGGACUGUCCUGCUCCUCGCUCAGAGAAUUUACUUCAUGGGAACCUGAGCCCGAGGAAGGUUCUGUCCCAUCAGGACUCAGGUGAUGCGUUACAGACUGGCAAUGAUCCAUCCUGUUCAUAUGCAGCAGAGACAGAGAUGAUACCUGCUGACAUGCCUGUGGGCUUAGAUACACAGACUAAUCUAAUGAGAGAGGACUGGAACCAGUACAGUAGUAGUGUAUACUCUGAAGGGUCUCUAGAUAAGAAAGGGGAGGGUCUGGUCGUAGAUGAGGUGACUGUGAAAGUGGAGGAUGACGUUCCUUUGACUUGGAAUGAAGACCAGACUCAUUUAGGAGGACAGUCGCAGGACAACACUAGUGACUUCUUAGACUACAGGGAAAGCUUAGAGACCAAUCUAAAUGUGUUCAGGGAUCGUGACCCAGUGUCCGCGUUGAUGGGACCUUCUGAUUCACAAGGCUGCGUCCUUUUUGAUCAGGUGCUGAACUCAAACGACAGGACUAGGGCCCAGGCUCAGGGAGGGGGAGCAACAUUGGACAAUAGUAAAGAGAAACGGUUCCUCUGCAUGUUCUGUAACAAAGGCUUCAGCUGCUCCCAAAAGGUGGAGAUCCACCAGAGGGUCCACACAGGAGAGAAACCAUACAGCUGUACCCAGUGUGAUAUGCGCUUCGCUGAGGCUGGCAGCCUGAAGAGGCACCAGAGGGUCCACACAGGAGAGAAACCCUUCAGCUGUACCCAGUGUCAUAUGCGCUUUUCCCACUCAUCCAGUCUGAAGAGGCACCAUAGGGUCCACAACCCUACAGCUGCCCCCAGUGUGAGAAGAGGUUCUCCCACCAGAACCAGGUGAAAAUGCAGCUGAAGGUCCACACGGGAGAAAGGCCGUUCGCCUGUACCCACUGCAGGAAGAGGUUUUCAGAGAGGAGCUACCUCAAGCUACACCAGCAGAGUAACCAUUACACUCAAUAGCUUCUGACGUUUAGCUCAAACCCUGUAUUAAAGCAAAGAUGUAUUUUUAUUGUUGUCAGCAGAAAAGACCCACAGAUGCAUUUGGAAUAAAGAGAUUAACAGAUUUCAGUGUUGAAUAUUCCUGGGUAGAAUAUUUCAUCCAGACAUUGUGUGAUAUAUAUAAGCCUAAAAUGUCUGUUAUAUAUUGUGUUUGUACUGUGUAGGCUGAUAUGAUGAUCUCAUUACUUCCAUUCAUCUACUUUCCCAAGAUACUUUUAAUGGUCAAAUCUAUGCGGUUUAUCAAAUUCAUGGAGAUUUUUUAGUUUAGACAAGUGUAUGUGUGGUUUUCAUAUGGUGUAUUUAAAACUUGUUUAUUUAAUAAAUACAAAAUGGGCCUUUUCA
Oncorhynchus tshawytscha (Chinook salmon) is the source of this 1643-nucleotide messenger RNA. Its product is annotated as zinc finger protein 16-like. The coding region runs from base 46 to 1143 and encodes 365 amino acids. The record is from RefSeq and is a predicted model, not a curated record. The transcript is spliced from 2 exons. Lineage: Eukaryota; Metazoa; Chordata; Actinopteri; Salmoniformes; Salmonidae. Gene Ontology annotation, biological process: regulation of transcription by RNA polymerase II. Gene Ontology annotation, molecular function: RNA polymerase II cis-regulatory region sequence-specific DNA binding; DNA-binding transcription factor activity, RNA polymerase II-specific.